Nanorana parkeri is the source of this 1953-nucleotide messenger RNA. It is a transcript of the gene PNPLA2, whose product is annotated as patatin like phospholipase domain containing 2. Gene Ontology annotation, biological process: triglyceride catabolic process; lipid homeostasis; positive regulation of triglyceride catabolic process. The record is from RefSeq and is a predicted model, not a curated record. The transcript is spliced from 10 exons. NCBI's taxonomy places the organism in Eukaryota, Metazoa, Chordata, Amphibia, Anura, Dicroglossidae. Bases 90 to 1565 code for a protein of 491 amino acids. Gene Ontology annotation, cellular component: cytoplasm; lipid droplet; membrane. Gene Ontology annotation, molecular function: triacylglycerol lipase activity.
CCGAGACUGUGCUGGGGGGACACCGAUCACCGAAAGGAAGAAGAAGAACACAUUGAAGAGCAGAUCGGAGGGGAUCUGAAUUCUCGGACAUGUUCCCUCUGGACACUCAGUGGAACAUUUCCUUCGCUGGCUGUGGCUUCCUGGGAAUAUAUCACAUUGGGGUCGCCAGCUGCCUGAAGGAACACACACCUUUCCUGGUCGAAAAUGCCAGAAACAUCUAUGGAGCCUCUGCUGGAGCCCUCACUGCUACAGCCCUAGUCAGCGGAGCCUGCCUGGGGGAAGCUGGUGCAAACAUUAUUGAUGUCUCUAAGGAAGCCAGAAAAAGGUUUCUGGGACCUCUACACCCAUCGUUUAAUCUGGUGAAGAUAAUUCGGAACUGCCUAUACAAGACAUUACCGGAUGAUGCACAUGAAAGUGCUACUGGGCGGCUGGGAAUAUCUCUGACCCGUGUCUCUGAUGGAGAGAAUGUGCUUCUUACACAGUUCAACACCAAGGAAGAACUUAUACAGGCCUGUGUAUGCAGUACCUUUAUACCUGUCUAUUGUGGACUCAUCCCUCCAUGCCUGCAAGGAGUAAGAUAUGUGGAUGGAGGUAUAACUGAUAAUCUGCCUCAGUAUGAACUGAAGAAUACGAUCACCGUCUCACCAUUCUCAGGCGAAAGUGACAUUUGUCCCCGUGAUGGCUGCACCAACAUUCAUGAACUCAGAGUCACCAACACCAGCAUACAGUUUAACCUCAGUAACUUGUACCGACUGUCAAAAGCCCUCUUUCCUCCAGAGCCCCAGGUGCUUAAAGAUAUGUGUAAGCAGGGAUACAAGGAUGCAUUACAUUUCCUUAAGCGGAACGGGCUACUGAAUCGACCACAGCCUAUGAGAUGCCUUGCCCUGCCACCUGCUCCUAGUCCACCCAAUCAAAAUGAAGAGAACAAUGAGGUUGAGGAGCAGUCUGCAGAAAUUUCUGCCGUGGAGGAGGCCGAGGAACAUGUGUUUGAGCAUCUUCCUCAGAGACUCAAUCAGGCCCUACUGGAGGCCUGUACAGAGAAGCGCAGUGUAUUCCUAUCAAUAUCCAAACUGCUGCCUGUACGCUUAGCAUCCGCACUGAUGCUGCCAUACACUUUACCUCUAGAAUCUGCAGUGUCAUUUACUGUCAGACUUUUCGAAUGGCUUCCUGACGUCCCCGAGGAUAUUCGGUGGAUAAAAGAUCAGACACGCAAAGUAUGUCACUAUGUUCUAAGAAGAGCAAAGAAGAAGCUGGGCAAUCACAUAUCAGCCAGGCUCUACUACCAUUUGGAGCUCAGGAGAUCUCAGAGCCUUCCUAUUCCCCUAGCCCUUGGAGCCAGUGAGUCUUUGCCCAGGUGGAUUAGGAGCAGCAACUCCUUAAUGGACAUGGUGCAGAAAUGGGAGGAAUAUCAGAGGCAACUGAUACCUGGACUUUUCUGUAUCAACGUGGAUAUGCAGGCUACACUUUACCACCAUCAACAACCACAACAUCCUGAGCUUUCCAUGGAUCCCAACAGUCUAAUAAUGGUAGAGGUGACCAAACCAAACAGCUUGGAGGCACCAUGAUGGCCAUAAUCUAAUAUCGAUACCAAUUUUUGGAUAAGGACCUUAUUUGUCAGUGGUUAUUUAACCAAACAAUGUUUGACCAAGGUCACCUUAAGAUUUGUUUCUGAGGUGAAAUGGUAUUAUAAACACAGCUUGACAGGUUUUCAUUGGGGCUAUAGUUUCCAUGACUAGAAAAUGCCAGUGAAGCUUAAACAAGGUGGUACCAUUUGGAGAAUAUGUUUUAUGGUCUUGUGGGACCAGAUACAGAUAACCACAAACAAUUCUCUGAAAUAACAGUGUUAUUAAUAAGAAGAUAUGCUGUGGCUAUUAAAUGGGUCAUCGUAAGGUGUUAAAACUCAACAAAGCAAUGCAAUUGAUCUAAAGCAGUAGGAGUAGGAAGACACAAGGU